Molecule: messenger RNA, 1776 nt
Organism: Physcomitrium patens
Lineage: Eukaryota; Viridiplantae; Streptophyta; Bryopsida; Funariales; Funariaceae
Source: RefSeq, a predicted model, not a curated record
UUUCCUCCCCCCAUCUCACACACGCUGCCGCUUUCUGUUGCCCAGUAGAACUCAUCUUGCCGCGUGUCUAGGAGAGUGUUAUUUUGUUGUUGUUGUUGUUGUUGUUUUUUUAGUUGGGUUCCAACUUCGGCGAAAUCAGUUUCAGAUUGGAGAAUUGUGAGCUGUGCGGCAGUUCGGUGUUGGGUGGGUCGUUUGGGUGGAGGUUCCGUGUGCGAACUAUCUGGAGAUCCAAGCAAGUCAGCCGAUUUUCGGAAGUCCAUAGCUGGAAUUGGGCAAGUUUUUAGUUUCCCGUCUCAUCAGCAACUUAGUCGUUUCGGAUCGAGCACACCAUGUUUCCCAUUUUGGUUUCUAUUUCUGGUUAUCGAAUUUAGAACUUAAUAAUAGACUUGAUGGCGGCGCUUGCCUCUUCCUCACCGGUGUCGCAGCCAGCCCUAAAUCGCAUCUCCCAGGAGAUCGGAUCAUGCAAGGCCAGCCAUACCACGGUUACCUUUAGGCCCUUGAGUUUUGGACAUCUCCAAGGUGCUUCAAGGAGUAGAGUCCACUUAAAGAUUUGUCGAUUUUCACCGGGUCUUAGAAAUGACUCCAACUUAGGAUUUUUCCUCGUGUCUACAUCAAGGCACAGGCUGUUCAAUGGAUCACAAGUAGUGCGGAAGGUGACACCAAUGUGUGCGAAAGGGGGUAGUGACGACAGCGUGGGGGGAGAUCCACAGGUUCAGCAAAUGCUGGUGGAGAUGCUGCAGAUUCAAAUCGGCAAGUCUCGUGUGUCGGAUUUCGUUGAUGAGAGAUCGCAGCAUAUGCGCAACAUUGCGCAAGACACUUUCCAUCAGUACGAUCGCAUCGCUUAUAGAACCAUGAAAGGGUUAGAUGAUUCCGGAAGCAGAGUGCUGAGGCAACUUGACGCAGAUGCUCAAGCGCUUGAACGGGAACUCAGGGUGGCCAGGGCUGAGCUUGAGGCUGAAGAGCUUGAUUUGGAGGAAUAUCAGCUGGGUGUGGCAUAUUCAAGGAAUGAAGGGCUUUUCUUCAAGAAUCUUUACCCUUCACCAAAACCCCACCGUCUACGGUCGGCUGCUAUUUCAAAGUCUUCCGUGAAGGAGGUAAAGCAGAAUGUAGCCCUUGCAAGGCCAACCCGGGACUUCAGUAGCAGCUACAGGCAGGUGCUCUACGUAGGCUUGUCGCUGGUCAUUGUUUCCUUCAUUUGGAGCUCCAGCUCAGCACUCUUAGCAGGCACAUGGAUGCGAGCUUCAAAGCUAGCCAGCUACGGCAUGAUCUUCUCCGCUCUUCUGACCCAACUUGCCUACGUCAAAGUUCUCGUAGGUGAGGAGGAGCUAGAGGAGGAAGGUCCCAUCGACGUCACCAACAACGAAGACUAACCUCAACAGCCCAUUGCCGCUCCUGCAACACUGUACCCAUGUAUAUAGUGAAUUGUAUCUAAAAAUUCAGCAUUACAUCAGUGUUUUUGUAGAUUCAGGAACACGUGUAGGAAAAUCGAUAGGUUCCACUCCCUUUAUUUUUUUAAAACCUGCAGGCUGAGUUACAGGAUAAGCUCUCAAAUCGAAGUGGGUGCAUCCAGAUCGCCGCCUAGCAUGACCAUAGAUGUGUAUUGCUUUGCCCUUAUUGGGAUUGUUUUACUAAAACAGUAUACUCUGGAUUUCGGCCGAAGGCGUGUGAGUGGUAUGUGGGCUGCUUGUUUGAAGCGCCGUGCUUCUGAAUUUGUAGAGUUGUAGAACUGGUCUCCAAAGGGAACUUUACUAAUAGCAUUGAGGAGUUUUCUCGACA